Ictalurus punctatus (channel catfish) is the source of this 3316-nucleotide messenger RNA. Its product is annotated as Glyco_transf_54 domain-containing protein. Gene Ontology annotation, molecular function: acetylglucosaminyltransferase activity. Gene Ontology annotation, biological process: protein N-linked glycosylation. The transcript is spliced from 15 exons. Gene Ontology annotation, cellular component: Golgi stack; endoplasmic reticulum-Golgi intermediate compartment; endoplasmic reticulum. The coding region runs from base 260 to 1843 and encodes 527 amino acids. NCBI's taxonomy places the organism in Eukaryota, Metazoa, Chordata, Actinopteri, Siluriformes, Ictaluridae. The record is from RefSeq and is a predicted model, not a curated record.
UCUCUUCUCACACUGAGAGAAGUCAGACAGAGCAGGACGGACACCAAGUUCUCACACCCACAUCAUCAUCUCCUCAGACUGAACUUCUCUCGAGAUGACAGCACGUCGGAGUUGUUGCCUCUGAACACCCCUCCUGAACCGAAAUGACCAGAAGUCACGCCUGUUCACGGGGAACUUUCGUUUUUCUGAGCGGAUAUUAACGCGUCCGGGUGCAGAUCAGAUCACAUCAGAUCAGAUCAGAUCACCUGUUCGGGCUGGGAUGAGAUGCUAUGAGAGAUUCUUCAUUCUCACAGGUCUGCUGUGUGUAGGGCUUCUAGUCUUCACCUCCUGGCAUGCCACAAACGACGAUAACGCAUCUGAACAAUUCCACAAGCUCUACUGGAGGCUAUUAAAAGCUGAGCAGCAUGGAGAGGAAUUGUCAUAUAAACUGAUACGAAUGUUGGAGAAACUAAAGGGACUAAACAACACUCGUGCUAAUCUGACUUUCUCCAACUCCUCAAGGAACGCCUUGGGUAACUCCUCGGCUAGACACUUUUUCCAGCUAGACGCUCUCCUGUACCUGCCCCACCUCAGACAGAGCGACGAUAGCCUACAGCCGAGAGUUCACCUGGGACAGGGGCGCAGCGGAGUGUCCCUAGUGCUAGGCAUCCCCACAGUGCGCAGAGAGAAACAGAGCUAUCUGGUGAACACCGUGAGCUCUCUCAUUUUCGACCUCACACCCGAACAGAAGACCGACAUCGUCAUCGUCAUCUUCAUCGCUGAGAUAAACAAUACCUUUGUGAAGAGUAUAGCAAAAAGCAUUCAAGAGAAUUUUCCAGAUGACGUGAAGUCCGGAUUGGUCGAAGUAAUCUCGCCCUCGCCCUUCUACUAUCCAAAUCUGUCUAACCUGAAGGAAACGUUCGGUGACUCAAGAGAAAGAGUGAAAUGGAGGACGAAACAAAACCUGGACUACAGUUACCUCAUGCUGUAUGCUCAACACAAGGGUAGAUACUACAUCCAGCUGGAGGAUGACAUUGUGGCAAAGUCAGGAUACAGCGAUAUUAUAAAGGAGCGUAUCAGUAAUGUGGACACUGAGCAAUGGCUUUUCCUGGAGUUCUCACAACUGGGCUUCAUAGGAAAGCUGUUCCGAACUUCAGAGCUGCCCUCUAUUGUGGAGUUUUUUUUGAUGUUUCACAAGGAUAAACCCAUCGACUGGCUGCUGGAUCACAUCCUCUGGGUCAAAAUGUGUAACCCAGAGAAGGACAGUAAACACUGCAACGGUGAAAAGGCAAAGCUGAAGCGCACGUUCAAGCCCUCCCUGUUUCAGCAUGUGGGCGUGCACUCCUCCCUGCCUGGCAAAAUACAGAAUCUGAAAGAUAAAGACUUUGGGAAGCAGGUCCUGUAUAAAGCCCACCAGAACCCUCCUGCCAUGCUGAACAGCAGUUUGACUUAUUAUCAGAGUCAUUCUCUGGACAGGGCUUAUCGAGGCGAAGACUUCCUGUGGGCUUUCACACCCAACAUAGGAGAUUACAUCUUUAUCAUGUUCAACACGCCUCAAACCGUUAAAAGGUACCGCUUCAGAAGUGGAAAUAUUGAGGCUAAUGGAGAUAGGUUUUACAACACCACCGUGGAGGUGCUGCCUAGUGACGUUUCUGUGAGGAAGCGUGCAGAACAAGGAUUGCUCCCAUGUUGCAAACCUUCCUCAGGUGGCUUUAUUGUAAUAGGCUCUUUUGUAAACGGAAUAGCAGAGGGACCAAUCGACGAAGCGCUACAUGACUUGGAAGGCAUGCGUCUCAUUGUUCAUUCCACUUCAGAUGCCUGGGUCGUCCUGAGUGAAAUCUUUAUUGAAGUUGAUGAACUGUGAAGAGAGGAAAAAACAAACCCUGCUGCAGCUCGCCUCUCUCUCUGAGCAACAGCGCCCCCAAUGGUCAAAAAGAGUUUUGAACAAGCACAUCACGAAACUUUCGUCCUUCACAUUUCUGAUGUUUGGAUUGCUCUUGGGUGCUUUGUGUUACAACCAACACAACUGAGCAUCAUCACCUGAGGAAUACCUCAUCUAUGUCUCAGUUUUUGACUUUUUAUAAUUAGAGGAGGAACUUGAUGGGAUGUGAACACUGUUGAGCACAAAUACAUUUGCACUAGAAGAGGCUAAUAUUUAUAUAUAUACAUUUUAUUUAUAUAUAUAUAUAUAUAUAUAUAUAUAUAUAUAUAUAUAUAUAUAUAUAUAUAUAGAUACACUAUUUUUUAGUACAUAAUAAGAUUUUGCUUAUUUUGAAGUUGUUUUUAUAUUAAUAUUAAUCAGAAUAGCGCUCCAAGCCAAAGUCAUUACAUUACAGUUCUUACUGUAUUUACAGAUGCUGAAUACAUCUCAUCAAAAUCUCUCAUCCUUUUCUUUCUCUCUGCUAUUAUUCGUCAAAGUUGCGUAGAUGUAAACGAGCGCGAAUUUGAGCACGCCGAAUGACCUAUGAGCAAAUCCGCAUCUGGUUCAAUGAUAAUCUCUUGUCUGCAUGUCAUAUACAUGCAGCACACUUCAGUUUAGCCUGAUAUACAUCGUGAAUCACGCCGUAACCUAUAUAAUAAGUGUCGGGAUGCUGAGCCAGUAAGAAUAAAAUCAUUCAGCAGGCUAAACCAAGCCAACAAAAAGGAGAAGAAGGAAGUUUCAGUGAAACUAAGUUCGGGGUACUUUAGAUGAAUUUAUAUUUAUGUGAAAAUAUGAAUUUCAUUCAUUUUAAUUGUAUACACGUCACAUUAAAUCAUUCAUUUUUUCCUUCCAUCUAAAAAUAUAUACAUUGUUGCCAGUGUAUUUUCUUUGUUUUGAAUUUUCUAGGGGUAAGAUUUGCCUAAUUGUAAAUUACAGGUUACAACUUUGAGAAUUUGAGCCCUAAAUACAAGUCUCGACGAUGCAAAUUAAUCCCAGUGUGAAGAUUCCCAAGGAAAAGUAGACGCUUACAGAGUGUUAAUUAAAAUAAUUAAAAUAGGUUUUAUCUUCUUCUCAAAUUGCUAGUUUUCUACAACUCUCAAUGCCCAGGAAACUGUCUAGCUAGUUAGGUUAUGGUAACAUUAGCUUCCUUGCAGUUGUUAGCAGCUAACAACCAAAGCUAACAGGAAUGUAUCUAAUUCAGUAGAACAAAAAACUUUCGACAUAUUUUUAAUUUUUUUUUUUUUAUUAUUUGUAUUUUUUCCUUCUCAAAUCUCAAAACCGUAGCCGUAAUUUCACAUUAUACUGCAUGUUAUCUUACCGCUAGCUAAUUCAACACAAAGAAAUAACCGUAGGCAAAAAAAGGAAAAAGAAAAAUGUAUUCAACACACUACAGAGCGAAAAAAAAAAGAAGAAGAA